Messenger RNA from Mesorhabditis belari, 1077 nucleotides. Lineage: Eukaryota; Metazoa; Nematoda; Chromadorea; Rhabditida; Rhabditidae. The record is from the annotation of a GenBank genome assembly.
AUGUCUUCCGGUGGGACAAAAGUUCUCGUCACUCUUACCUCGGUGGCUUGUGGUGCUGUGGCGUUUGUUGCCCUGAUUUCCGUUGGAGUUCUCUAUCAAGAGAUCAAUGAUUUCUAUGAUGAGGCAAGGAGGGAUUUGAUCGAAUUCCAGGUAUCAGCAAAUGGUGCUUGGGAGGAUAUGUUGAUCGGGAUGACGAUGGGAAAUGGACACAGUAUGCCGAGAAAUUUGAACUCUUUCGUGAACGGGCGUCAUAAGAGAUCUGGAGAUAAGUGCCAAUGCUCUCCACCACCACAGAGUUGCCCACAAGGACCACCUGGACCAAAGGGACCAAAUGGAGACUCAGGCCCUGAUGGAAACCCCGGACAACCGGGAAAUCCUGGACGCAAAGGAGAACGCAUUGGAGAGAAUCCAUUUGUGCCAAAGGACUGCCAGAAAUGCCCACCCGGACCACCAGGACCCUUUGGACCUGAUGGACCUGCAGGCCCAGCCGGCACUCCCGGUCAACCAGGAGAUGAUGGACAACCAGGAAAGAACGGAGAUCAAGGACCACCCGGAAUGGCUGGAACACCUGGACAAAAUGGAAACCCCGGAGGAAAGGGACAACCUGGAGGACCGGGUCGAAACGGACAACGCGGUCAUGGUCAGCCUGGCCCCAAGGGACCCCAGGGACAACCCGGACAGCCUGGAAGAGCCGGACAACCUGGACAAAAUGGAAACCCUGGAAAUCAGGGAGCACCCGGAGGACCAGGGCAACCGGGAAACAAUGGACAACCCGGACAACCAGGAGAUGCUGGAGAUGCUGGAAUCGACGGUGCCCCGGGAUCCGACGCCGCAUAUUGUCCAUGUCCACCAAGGAGCACCGUGGCUACUUUCGGCGAUCAUCCAAAUGGACCAAACGGGCCAAACGGGCCAAAUGGACCAAAUGGAGGACCAAACGGACCACAGACAUCGAAUACAGGAUAUGGUGGAGAGCAGCCACCUGCACCAACCGGACCACAGGCAUCGAAUACAGGAUAUGGUGGAGAACAGCCACCUGCACAGAAUCCACAAACAAGUCCCACUGGAGGGUAUAUCUUC